UACGCACAGCACGUGUAUUGUUCAACGGUCUUGUCCGGGGAAGAUCAAGUCAAGUUAUUUGCACAAGUGUGAUUUAGAUAUUAUAUGGUGGUAAAGAAUUGUUAGCGUUAAUAUUUCCCGACUUCAUUUGGAUGUCGAGAUUUGUCAGAGAUUUGACGCACGACAUGCCACCUUGCGUUAUUGAAAAAGCCAGCUCGAGAAUGAAUACAGUUAUGCGGUUGUGCAUAUUGGCAGCUUUGUGCGCGUCUCUUUCCACUGCCACUUCCGAAAUGUUCACAUUUUCGGUACCCAAGGAUCCGGUCUCAGUGCGGUUGGGACAUGUUGCCACCAUGCCAUGCUCGCUCACCCCUUCCAUGAACGCGGAGGGCCUGGAGGUGCGUUGGUACCGGCCCAAACAUUUCGACAACCCGGUCUUGCUCUACAGAGAGAGACAGAUCCAGGAAGCCUUACAGCAGGCCCAAUACGUGGGCCGCACCUCCCUUGGGCUCCGGGAGGUUACGUCAGACGGGCUGAAGGGAGGUGAUGUGACCUUGAAGCUGGUUAAUGUCACUCUGAGAGACCAAGGGGAAUAUGUGUGCUACGUCAGCAGUGACCAGGGCUAUGAGAGUGCCAGUGUCUUUCUCAACGUGACUGUGGUGGGCACCCCUCCUCUCCUCUCAGCAGUGAGAAGAGAUGCUGACUCUGUGAACGUGAGCUGUGUUUCCCAUGGAUGGAAGCCAAGGCCCAGCCUACAGUGGUCAGAUGGGAGGCAGACUCUGAAACCUGAAAGGCUGGACUACAGCAGUGGUGCCCAAGGUCUGGUGUCUGCCCACAGCUGGAUCCUCUCUUCCCCAUCCAGUGCUCCCUGGGUAUCCUGUUCUCUGGUUCUGUCUGAAGGGGAGGAGUGGGAGGGAAGAGUGGACCUACGGAACCUUGCGGCUGUACCAGAGACUUCAUCAGGACUGCAAACAGCUGUCAUCAUUUUAGCUCUGCUCCUGGUCCUGUUCGUGGUCUUCACUGGUGUGCUCUACAAAAAGAGAGACUUUGCCCAUCGAACUAUGGCGGAGAUAGUGUCUACAAAAGAAGAUGCCAUUACCAUUGCUCUUUAUAGGAAUGAAUGGAAAUGUUCCAAAGACAAAAUUACAUGUUUUUAAGUAUUUUUUUUUGUCGUUGUUCUAGUGGGAACAAUAACAUUAGUACUUAAAA
This is a messenger RNA of Coregonus clupeaformis (lake whitefish), 1185 nucleotides long. Its product is annotated as butyrophilin subfamily 1 member A1-like. Lineage: Eukaryota; Metazoa; Chordata; Actinopteri; Salmoniformes; Salmonidae. The coding region runs from base 132 to 1133 and encodes 333 amino acids. The transcript is spliced from 6 exons. The record is from RefSeq and is a predicted model, not a curated record.